Messenger RNA from Cyclospora cayetanensis, 2856 nucleotides. RefSeq lists its product as uncharacterized. The coding region runs from base 1 to 2856 and encodes 951 amino acids. The record is from RefSeq and is a predicted model, not a curated record. Lineage: Eukaryota; Apicomplexa; Conoidasida; Eucoccidiorida; Eimeriidae. The transcript is spliced from 5 exons.
AUGGCUGCUACGCUAGGGUCUAGCCAUCAGGGUGUACCUAUUUUUGAAGCCCUACCUUCAGCAGCUAGUGUUCCGCUCCCAGAUCCUCCUGAGUCCAAAACAGAAGGGUCACAUCAGCUUUUUGAAAAGCAGGAUAAUUCAAGAGAUCAUCAGAGAAAGCCUGUGGUGUCCCCAACUAAAAGGCUAGCUGGUGAUGGUGCGUCGGAGAACGCAACUCGCAACUCCACUCCAGAUAAUGGAACAGUCAUGGUUGGAGUACUGGUACAGUGUGGAGAUUGUGGCAAGAAGUUCAUUAACUCAUACUAUUUGGAGAGGCACAUUCAGAAAAGGCACAGGGCGGAUGGUGCACAUGCAUGUGUAGCCCGCUUUGAGCCCUCAGGCAUGUCCAUGCGUGGUACUAAAACAUUCAUACGACCCGUUGACUCUGCUGCAGUCAGCCCCCUAGCUCCUUCGGUAGGACUUCUAGAGCAACACCAGCAGCAGCAGUUGAUACAGCAGCAGCAACUUAUACAACAACAGCAAGCCCUGCAACAACAACAACAACUGUUGCAGCAACAGUUCAAUAUGCUUAGCACAGCAGCGUUGAGGGCCUCUGAAGUCCCGCUUACAACCCAUGGGCUUUUUCAGUCUGCACAAGUGGCUUCCCAACAGGCUGGUAAUAAUGACUCACAAGCAGGAAGUACUGCUGGCCAGCAGUCAUGGGUAAAGAGCUCUACGCCCAAUACUCUAGAUGAAAAGCAUAAAACGAUUGGUGAUGCAAAGGAUCUUGUUCAGAAAGAGAUACAGGAAGCUGUUAAGCCGGCACAUCAUCGUGACACUGCGUUGAUGCUCCUCAACGAACUAAAGGCGCCUUCACAAAGGAACUCGAAGGUUGGUGAUCAUCUGGCCUCCUUAUUGAAGCCUGAUUUUUCAAGUGCCUCAAGCGACCAAACAUCCCAAAAAGCUACAGGGGUGUAUGCAGAGUCAAAUUCAGAUAGCAGCAAACGCAGCGUUACCUGCACUAGUUCCUCCGCCUGCACUUGGGGUGAUGGUGCAACAAAUGCCAAAUUUGAGGCUUCAUGCCCCAAAAGGCGACAAAUCUGGCGCAUCGACGAAGCAAUCAGUAGCGGGAGUGGCUGCCAGAGCUGCCGCAGCAAAGCAGAAAAGCGAAGCGGUCUCUUCGUACCUAAAUCACCCUCUAGGGAACAUAAUCGCAAGGCAGACCGGCCCUUGGAAGCUUCCAAGUCUUUAAGAAGCGCAUCAAGGCGAACAACUUGGAUAUGCAAAGACAGAAAAUGCAAAAGUAGUGCCAUGGAGCAACAGCCUGGCGUGAGUCUUUCUCUCGAUUCGAUGCCUCAGUCUGCUACGGCUACUGGACCUGAAGCUGGGAAGGAAAUAGAGUUUAUGGCUAGGAGUCAGCUUCUUGAACUACUAAGGCACAACAACAAGCCUCCGCCAGACGAAGUAGAAAAGCAGCUUGAAUUACCACCAGGAACACUAUCCUGCCAGCUGGCCAAUUACUUGCUUCAGCCAGCAGCUGCUGGUCCACGAUCGGGCGUCAAUACAUCCAAUGCCCCCCAAAACUCCGAUAGCCUUAACCUACCUUGGCCUGCUGCACACGUAGGCGGAUGCUGCUACCAUCUACACAAACCGCCGCAGCCGCCAAGAGCUUUUUCCGUAAAAGCCAAAUUGCAGCAGCUUAAGCAGCGCUUUUCUAGUAAGCCUCUUAUCACUUCAGUGACGUGCCCCUUAGCUCCACACACAACCGGUGUACCAGGUGGCGCGUUAAAAAACGAGCCUCAGCAUUGGACCCCCUCAAGUGUUACACCUUCCCUGCAGCAGCCUCUUCCCGGAUAUGGCAGGAACUUUGCACGGGGACUUAACGGGGCCCAGCUGCUAAUGCAGCAUGGAGGACAAGUGGCCAAUAUACCUCUGUUACAGCCAAAGGUGCAAGCACCAACACAACAGCUCUUGCCUUACACAGUUGACAGCGGAGAUACCCAGUAUCCCCAUCAGCCGCAUCCAAUAACGCUGAACAAACCACUGCCCAGCCAGCUUCCAAUUGCGUCUACCUCGAUACCCUCUCCAGUCAGGAUUCCAGAUGAAUCGCAAGCAGGAAAUAUUCAGCGGCAUAAAGAACAACCUAGAUUUUGUACGCAAUGGGCAUCGGCUCACGAGACACGAGAAAAAUCAAAAUCCAUUACGGAGAGAGAAAUAGGCACCGUACAGCCAGCUCUGGCUGGGGACGGGGAAGAAGCGAUUCCAUCAGAGCAGGAUCCAGCAUUACCCGAGCCAAAGUCUCCAUUCUAUCCAGCAAGAAAUGCUCCUUUGGGGACCAAGCUGAGUCCGGUGUUUCCUCCUGUCAGCAGUUGGACUCCUGUCGAAUCCCCCAUCGUCGCUCCCUCGGUUCCGCUUUCGGCUAUCCAGGCUGCAGUAGCUGGUACGGGGGCGGAUUUCACGCCAAGGCUGGGCAUGGAUACGCAUGUGACAGGCAUUUCUAAGCCAUAUAGAAUCCAGAUUGAGCAAGCUAAUAGACAAAGGCCCUCCAUAAAGCUCCAGCACUACGAACAAAUCCCAACUCAGCAGCUACAGCAGGCCCUGGACAGGGUGGGGCUAAAUGAUUGUCGCCUACAGAGUGGCUCUUUCAAUGAGGAGCUUAGUGCUGCACAACUCAGGGCCCCGGAAAGUGCAUCGGGCAUUUUCGGAGGGUUAGGACCCUCUGCUGUGAUGACGGAAGACGCAGGUGGGUCUAAUGGUAAGCAAUACCUUCCGUCUGCGAGAGGCAGCCUGACGCUUCCUGAAGAUGCGGGAUGGACCACAGCUCCGUACCAGCAGCACACAGAUCUUGGCCCUUGGCAGUAUGCAGGAAUGACGUAA